Messenger RNA from Prunus avium (sweet cherry), 2074 nucleotides. NCBI's taxonomy places the organism in Eukaryota, Viridiplantae, Streptophyta, Magnoliopsida, Rosales, Rosaceae. The record is from RefSeq and is a predicted model, not a curated record.
AGCACAAUGGUUAUAACUUAUAAGGCUCACUAUAUUUCAUCCAUUUUAACCAUAAAAUGGAGAAAUUCAUGUUUACAGCAACUCUCCAUGCGCUAACACUACUACUACUAUCAUGCAGUGCCCGUUCGGUAACUGCCACGCUGCGUUGCGGAAACUGUGGCCCCACUCCGGUGCCAUAUCCGCUAAGCACGGGACCCAGGUGCGGCGAGCCGUGGUACAGGAUCCGGUGCACCGCAGGCACACUAUGGCUGGACACUCUGAACAACUCCUCCUACGCCAUCACAUCCACCAACCCGGAAACCCAACGAAUCACAAUCCGACCCGCCAGCCUUGCCCCGAAUACUUGCCUGUCAAGCGAUUUCCACAGCCGAGGCAUUCAGCUGGACCCUAACCUCCCCUUCAACAUCACGAGCAGCAACACCGUCUUGCUCUUGAACUGUACAGACGCCAUGUUGAAUUUACAGGCGCCGAUAAACUGCUCGUCGAACACCCUGUGCCACAGCUUUAUCAGGGACAAUGCGGCCGCGUGUACGCGAGCACCGCUGUGUUGUACGUUCAGGACUGGUGGGUCCCAGACUGCUUACAUCAUCAGGGUCCACGGAGGAGGGUGCUCAGCGUACCAGAGCUUUGUGAAUUUUGAUGGUCCUCCAAGUAGUGCAGUGGUCGGUGUGAAGAAGACGAAAUGGCCUGAGCCUGGUGUGGAGCUGGAGUGGGUUUCGCCGGGAGAGCCCAUUUGCAAGAGCCCUGUGGAUUGCAAGUACUUGUUGAAUUCAAAAUGUUUGGUGGAUCCGAGUAGUGUGGGGCAGCGGAGGUGCUUCUGCAAUGGUGGGUUCAAAUGGGACUUCAUCAAUGGUUUUUGUCAAAAGGUCAAGUGUAAGCAUGGAAAAGGCUGCAAAAAUCGAAAGAAACGAACUAAACUCAUAGGUAUGGCCAUGGUUGUAGGAGGAGUUGUUGGCAUAAUGGGGAUUGUAGGGUACACCAAACGUCACCAUUUGAAGAGAAAUGCACAAAAGGGUUUGAUGAAGAAGCAGGAGCAGAUGAUAUUAUCUUCGAAAAGCAGUGGCAAAUCAGCCAGGAUCUUCUUCACCACCAAGGAGAUAGCAAGAGCAACCAACAACUUUUCCAAGGACAAUCUCAUUGGCUCUGGUGGCUUUGGUGAGGUAUUCAAGGGCACUUUUGAUGAUGGGACCAUCACAGCCAUCAAGCGUGCCAAGCUUGGCAACACCAAGGGCAUUGAUCAAAUUCUAAAUGAGGUUCGAAUUCUUUGCCAGGUGAAUCAUAGGAGCUUGGUGAGGCUCCUUGGCUGUAUGGUUGAGCUGGACCAGCAGCCUGUCCUGAUAUUCGAGUACGUUCCGAAUGGCACUCUUUUCGAUCAUCUUCACCUCCAUCACCAAGGCAAAUGGGCUCUGAUCAGCUGGCACCAUAGGCUCCGAAUCGCUCACCGAACUGCCGAAGGUCUUGCCUAUCUUCACUCUUCUGCAGUGCCACCAAUUUACCACCGUGACGUGAAGUCUAGCAACAUUUUGCUUGACGAAAAGCUUGAGGCAAAAGUUUCAGACUUUGGGCUUUCAAGGCUGGUUGAGAGCACAGACACCAGUAAAAAUACUCACAUCUCCACCUUUGCUCAGGGGACCCUUGGCUAUCUAGACCCUGAGUAUUACAUUAACUUUCAACUCACUGAUAAGAUUGAUGUUUAUAGCUUCGGAGUUGUUUUGUUGGAGCUGUUGACUUCUAUGAAAGUUAUUGAUUUCAACAGAGGAGAGGAAGAUGUGAACUUAGUGGUGUACAUGAAGAGGGUGAUGAAAGAAGAGAGGUUGAUGGAUGUUGUUGAUCCAGUUAUUAAAGAGGGAGCUAGCAAGUUAGACUUGGAGACAAUGAAGGCACUGGGAUUUCUAUCAGCAUCAUGCUUGGAUGAGCAGAGGCAAAACCGGCCUUCGAUGAAAGAGGUUGCUUAUGAGAUUGAGUAUAUGAUCGGCAUUGUUACAAGUGAUGUUCCUGCAUCCUAGUUGUUUUUGUGAGCGCAUCCAUGGAAACUUGUCUAAAUCCUAAUUUUAGAAAGUAUGGUCUUUUUUUC